Molecule: messenger RNA, 1659 nt
Organism: Chanos chanos (milkfish)
Lineage: Eukaryota; Metazoa; Chordata; Actinopteri; Gonorynchiformes; Chanidae
Gene: has2
Product: hyaluronan synthase 2
Exons: 3
Coding region: 1-1659 (552 amino acids)
Biological process (GO): hyaluronan biosynthetic process; extracellular matrix assembly; polysaccharide biosynthetic process
Cellular component (GO): plasma membrane
Molecular function (GO): hyaluronan synthase activity
Source: RefSeq, a predicted model, not a curated record
AUGAGAUGUGACAAGGUCAUCACCUACCUGAGGAUUUUUGGGACAACACUGUUUGGAGUCUCACUGUUGGUGGGGAUCUCCACCGCGUACAUCAUGGGGUACCAGUUCUUUACGACCACGGGGAACUACCUGUCCUUCGGCCUUUACGGAGCCAUUUUAGUCGUCCACCUGAUCAUACAGAGCCUGUUCGCUCUGCUCGAACACAGGAACAUGAGACGCUCUCUGGAAACGCCCAUCAAACUCAACAAGUCCCUCGCCCUCUGCAUCGCCGCGUACCAGGAGGACCCUAACUACCUGCGCAAGUGUCUGAUCUCGGUGAAGCGGCUGACCUAUCCCGGCAUCAAAGUGGUCAUGGUCAUCGACGGCAACGGCGAGGACGACAUGUACAUGAUGGAGAUAUUCCGGGAGAUCAUGGGUCGCGACAAGGCCGUCACCUACGUGUGGAGGAGUAACUACCACCAGCGGGGGCCGGAGGAGAGCGAGGAGUCGUACGCGGAGAGCCUGCAGCGCGUCUCCCGCCUGGUCCUCACCAACAAGUGUGUGUGCAUCAUGCAGAAGUGGGGAGGGAAGAGAGAGGUCAUGUACACGGCCUUUAAGGCCCUGGGCAGGAGUGUGGAUUACGUGCAGGUGUGUGAUUCAGACACUAUGCUAGACCCAGCCUGCUCAGUGGAAAUGGUCAAAGUUCUGGAGGAAGACCCCAUGGUGGGGGGAGUCGGCGGAGAUGUCCAGAUUCUGAACAAAUAUGAAUCGUGGAUCUCCUUCCUGAGUAGCGUGCGGUACUGGAUGGCCUUUAACAUUGAGAGAGCGUGUCAGUCGUACUUCGGCUGCGUGCAGUGCAUCAGCGGACCACUGGGGAUGUACAGGAACUCUCUCCUUCACGAGUUUCUGGAGGACUGGUACAAUCAGACUUUCAUGGGAAGCCACUGUAGUUUUGGGGACGACAGACACCUCACCAACCGUGUUCUGAGCCUCGGCUAUGCCACUAAAUACACUGCCCGCUCUAAAUGCCUCACGGAGACGCCCAUCACCUACCUGCGCUGGCUGAACCAGCAGACGCGCUGGAGUAAGUCCUACUUCAGAGAGUGGCUGUACAACGCCAUGUGGUUUCACAAGCACCACCUGUGGAUGACGUACGAGGCCGUCAUCACCGGCUUCUUCCCCUUCUUCCUCAUCGCCACGGCGAUCCAGCUCUUCUACCAGGGUAGGAUUUGGAACAUUCUUCUUUUCCUGCUGAUCGUCCAAGCCGUGGCCCUCAUAAAGUCCUCCUUCGCCAGCUGUCUCCGCGGAAACAUCGUCAUGAUCUUCAUGUCCUUCUACUCCGUCCUCUACAUGUCCAGCCUGUUGCCGGCGAAGAUGUUCGCCAUAGCGACGAUAAACAAAGCGGGUUGGGGCACUUCGGGGAGGAAGACCAUAGUGGUGAACUUCAUAGGGCUCAUCCCCAUAUCGGUUUGGUUCACAGUCCUCUUCAUCGGCAUUAUUUACACAAUCAUCCAACAGACCAGAAACACGAUCCCAGGCACGGAGAAGAUCGUCCUAAUCAUUGGUGCAAUAGUUUAUGCCAGCUACUGGGUCGUGCUCUUGACUUUGUACAUCGUCCUGAUCACUAAGUGUGGGAAGCGGAGGAAAGAGCAACAGUACGACAUGGUGCUCGAUGUGUAG